AUGGAGGAAGAGAUUAUGAGACGCCCACAGCGUCUAGGAAUCGUUCCGUACGCAGCUUCUCCCAAAAGGCCGCCGACAGAGACGUUUUCUGACGAAGAAGAAGAAGCCCAGAGAGGAAAACGUGCUCCGGUAAGGAACGACCUCGCUCUGUUUUCACGCAAGACUAGUAAGCGUUGUUUGGUGGUGCUGCCCUGCCAGGUGGUGUGUACUUCCAUUUGUUACGACUGUGUAAACGUGUUCUACAUAUUGUUGCUAUCAGGUGACGUUGAGCUGAACCCCGGUCCUCCAGUCACACGCCCUCGAACAGAAGACGAUCUAUCGGCUGUCGAAAAACUUUUCAAACUGUUCGAGGCAAAGCUGGAUGAAAAGCACCCUGAACUGUUAAUCGAAAUUAAGUCAAUACACUUAAAACUUGAGGACACGGAUAAAAGGCUCAACAACCUGACUACAAAAGUCGACAGUGUCAUGAAUGAUGUAUCCACUUUACCGGCUUUGAAAGCAGAUAUGUCAACUAUUCAGGAUAGAGUGAAAACAUCCGAAAGUAUUAUAUCAAAUUUCGCCGACAGCCUGGAUGACUUAGAGAACAGGUCAAGGCGUGACAACCUGAUUUUCCACGGGAUCAACGAUAAUUCCAACGAGACAUGGUCACAAGCUGAGAGCAAAGUCAUUAGUUUUUGCCAUGAUAACCUUGGGGUAUCUUUAUCAGACUCAGAUAUUGAACGUGCUCAUCGUCUUGGAAAGUUUCAAAAUGCACGUAAUCGCCCUAUCAUUGUCAAGUUUUCGAGCUUUAAAACGAAGCAAACUACACUCUCCAAUGGUUUUAAACUUAAAUCAACGAAGUUCUCUGUCGACGAAGACUUCUCUCUCAAUGUGCGCGUGGCUCGUAAACACUUAUUGACUUUCGCUAAGGCUCAGUCCAGUACAUUUAAACUUAACUUCAACAAACUGUAUAUCGAUGGAAAGUGCUACCGUUUCGACCCCGAUUGCUCCGCGGUUGUUGAGUGUAAGCAGUGA
Molecule: messenger RNA, 1014 nt
Organism: Ornithodoros turicata
Lineage: Eukaryota; Metazoa; Arthropoda; Arachnida; Ixodida; Argasidae
Exons: 2
Coding region: 1-1014 (337 amino acids)
Biological process (GO): retrotransposition
Cellular component (GO): ribonucleoprotein complex
Molecular function (GO): single-stranded RNA binding
Source: RefSeq, a predicted model, not a curated record